Molecule: messenger RNA, 4315 nt
Organism: Xiphophorus maculatus (southern platyfish)
Lineage: Eukaryota; Metazoa; Chordata; Actinopteri; Cyprinodontiformes; Poeciliidae
Gene: arrb1
Product: beta-arrestin-1
Exons: 16
Coding region: 431-1684 (417 amino acids)
Biological process (GO): G protein-coupled receptor internalization; signal transduction; visual perception
Molecular function (GO): G protein-coupled receptor binding
Source: RefSeq, a predicted model, not a curated record
GCCCUGCGGUAGAAAGGACGGAUGGAUGGAUGUUAACCUUUCAGCUGUUUUUCAUGUCAAAAUAUUUGAUAAAAAAUAAAAAACCUUUAAAAUGAUUAAUAAAAUGAUUCCGUUGUUCAGUUAAUUUUCCGGUUUGUCUUCCUGAUCUAAUUGAUCCUGAUCGGUUCUCAGCAGGUCGCUGCAGCUGGAGACACGAAACCAGUUCAACACCGUCCUGCUAAUGAGGAAGAGGAGGAGGAGGAAGAGCAGCGACUCUCAGACAUCAGAAGGUUUUUUUCCUCCAUCUGACGGCGGCUUCCUGUGAGACGUCCUCCCCUCUGUUUCCACGGUGACGGCAUCCCCCCCCUCCCCUCCUCCUCUUCCUCCUGCUGCUCCUCUUCCUCGCCCAUCGCUCGCUGUCCGGCUCCGUCGGCUCGUCGGUGUCGUCAGGAUGGGAGAUAAAGGAACCAGAGUGUUUAAGAAGGCCAGUCCCAACGGGAAGCUCACGGUCUACCUGGGGAAGAGAGACUUUGUGGACCAUGUGGACCUGGUGGAGCCCGUCGAUGGAGUUGUGUUAAUUGACCCAGAAUACCUGAAGGAGAGGAAAGUGUUCGUCACGCUGACCUGUGCCUUCCGGUACGGCCGGGAGGACCUGGACGUCCUGGGGCUGACGUUCAGGAAGGACCUGUUCGUGGUGAACAUCCAGGCGUUUCCUCCACUGCCUGAAGAGAAGAAGAGUCUGACUCGUCUUCAGGAACGCCUGAUUAAAAAACUGGGGGAGCACGCCUACCCCUUCACCUUCGAGAUCCCUCUGAACCUGCCGUGCUCCGUCACCCUGCAGCCGGGACCGGAGGACACCGGGAAGGCGUGCGGAGUCGACUUUGAGGUGAAAGCUUUCUGCGCAGAAAAUCUAGAGGAGAAAAUCCACAAAAGGAACUCGGUGCGCCUGGUCAUCAGGAAGGUUCAGUACGCCCCGGAGAAACCAGGCCCCCAGCCGACGGCCGAGACCACCAGGCAGUUCCUGAUGUCGGACAAACCGCUGCACCUGGAGGCGUCGCUGGACAAGGAGAUUUAUUACCACGGCGAGCCCAUCAGCGUCAACGUUCACGUCACCAACAACACCAACAAGACGGUGAAGAAGAUGAAGAUCUCAGUGCGGCAGUACGCGGACAUCUGCCUGUUCAACACGGCGCAGUACAAAUGUCCCGUCGCUGUGGAAGAGUCGGAUGACGUUGUGGCUCCCAGCUCAACGUUCUGCAAAGUUUUCACCCUCACUCCAUUCCUGGCCAACAACCGGGAAAAGCGCGGCCUCGCCCUGGACGGAAAACUGAAGCACGAAGACACCAACCUGGCCUCCAGCACUCUCCUGAGAGAAGGAGCCAACAGGGAGAUCCUCGGCAUCAUCGUGUCCUACAAAGUCAAAGUGAAGCUGGUGGUGUCACGAGGCGGGCUUCUCGGAGAUCUGGCUUCCAGUGACGUCUCUGUUGAGCUGCCCUUCACAUUAAUGCACCCGAAGCCGCUGGAGGAGUCCAUCUACAGAGACGCUCCAGAUGAAGCUCCGAUCGACACUAACCUGAUUGAGUUUGACACAAAUGACGAUGACAUCAUAUUCGAGGACUUCGCCCGCCAGCGGCUCAUUGGCGCUAAAGACGAGAAGGAGGAAGAGGAGGAACCCUUGGACUCACCCAAACCCGACGACAGAUAGAGGCGACGGGCGUCACGGCCGUCACUGUUGUUGUUUUGCUGCUGUUUGUAGUGUGGAGCCGGCAGAGGUUACCUGUAGGCCGAGCCGCAGUCUGGACACCCUCCAAACACUCGGUGGUGGCGUGUUUGUGUGUUUGUUCAUGUCCGUCCUCUCUCUGCGUCCCGCAGGGUGUAGAAUACCGCAGCCUUGUGUCGUCGGGCCGAGCCUCGGCAGGAACUCAGAGCCGGCGAUCGCUGGACGCAUGCCUCUCUUUGUUCUUCGUAUUUCCAUUAGAGACCGAUCGGGAGUUCAGUUGUGUUGAGAUUAGUUUCAGUGUUUUAUGUUGAAGGGUCUUUAAAAACACUGCCAAAUUCAGAUGACUUGCAACGGUUCCCCACCAGAUCAACAUCAGGGACUUCAGCUUACGUCUGCAGGUGAAGAACCGACCCAACGAGACAACAAGGAACCAGUGCAUGAAAUAUAUCAGUAUUUUGAUGUUUAUUGAGGUCAUGAGUAAUGAAGUUAUCCUUGGUUUGUUUCCACACGUUGAUCAUUACCCAAAUCAUCAUCAUUGGGUUAAAAAUAUUCUCCCAGCUCAUGAAAGCUGUGCCUACAGUCACCAGUAGUAGAAAAACCAAAGCAGUGGUUUAGUUAAAGAAAUGCAGUGAGACCCACUGGAACAUGCAUGUUGCUCCUAAACGACACCAGAGAUCGUUAGAAGUCCAAUUCCACAGAGUUCUGUGGUACUUUAUGGUUCUUCUUAAAACCCAGCCGCGGUUCUGACCUCCAGGUGAAGACAGUCCUACAAGAUCAGUGAAAGUGGCCUUAAUUAAUGACAUUUCCUAUGUAUGGUCCCAACAACUGGUCUGCAGACCAACCAGCCAAAAGAUUAUGACCCCAAACUUUAUUAGGUUGUCUACAGAUUCUGGACUGGAUGUGAUUGGAUGUGAUUGGAUGUGAUUGGUUGUGAUUGGUUGUGAUUGGGUGAAUGGGAGGCAGAGCCUGGUCUGGCUGGUUGUUGUGUUGCUCAGACGUCCAGCUGGUGUUUUCUGUCUUCAGGCUCGUGUGACGGAGCAUCAUCCUGCAGACCAGCUGGUAUCAGCGUUUUAUUGUCUGCUUUCCUUCUUGACACCGUGGCUGAUAGAGAUUGACAUGAAGCUGAGCGUCUAUGUGGUGGAAAACAACAAAGCCCAUCAGAGCAGUUUUGGUAAAGUUCUGAUGCUCGUGCGUUCAGUGCAGCAGGUUCCGGUGGUGGAUCUUGGUGAUCUGCUGCUUCACAACCACAAACAGUGAGGAGGCGAACUCUCCAGCUGAAAUGUAGCAAACGUUGCAGUUUUGGUUCCCAAUCGAACCGAGUUUACUGGACUAUCAGGAAGGAAAACACCCUAAAGCUCUGCAGACCUCACUGCCUCAGCUAAGGUCAGAGGUCAUGCUUGAUGACAAAGAGAGAAAAUGGGAGAGUUCCAACUCUAGAACCAGAGCUGAUCCAGAAGAACAUGAAGGUCUUCCUCACAUUUACUGCUAACACCCUGAUGACCUCCGACCUUUCAGGGGAAAUCCUGAUGAGUUUAAAGUGGAAGGUGUUGGUCCCGUUUCCUCUGGAGUAAAACCAACGCAGCAUUUCAGAGCCAGAGCUGCGGCUGAAUUUGGUGCGUCAGGCUGUUGGUCUCUCCUUCCUCCUUCCUCUGAUGAUUUGCUGUAAUUGAUGGAACCAUAAUUUCUGCUCUCUGAGAGGAAACCCUGAAGGAAGAGUUCUCUCGAACUCAAGCUCUCUUGCACUGAUCCGGUUUUGCAGCAGAAUAUUGAUCAACAGGUCAAAAUGCAAAACAGAAACCAAAGCUCUGGAGUGGCCAAGUCAAAGUUCAAGCUAAAGUCUGGUUCUAAAACAAUUCCUAUACUUAAAAAUCUAGUCUGUGAUUUAGAAGAUUACUGGUCAACAGAAGUAAAUUCCCUGUUUGAUCUGGUUCAGAUGGUUUUAAAUCAUUUAUUUCCCCUCAGUAAAAUGAAAUCAUCUGAAUUUACUGGAGUUAUCUCUGUCUGAUGAGUGAAUUAGUUCCAUUUCAAUUAAAUGUGAUAAAGUAUUAAAAUGUGUAGGGGUGAAUACUGUUAACCAACAUUGCACAUGUUUAAAUUCUGUUGUUCCAACCUGCUGUGCUACCGCCACCUGCUGGUGGCAGCCUGAACAGCAGAUACAGUAGAAGAUGAAACCCCUUAAAUUACUUGAGUUUUGACAAUAUUUUCCGCAUAUUAAUAUAUACAAAAAAAUAAUGACUUUAAUCUGUAAUUAACUGUAGAUUCCUGUGUGAGUUUUAUUUUUAAAAAGCAGGAUUUGUUCCUCUAAACUCCUGAUGAUGAUCAGUGAACUGAUCAUCUGUGUGUUAAACGUUCACAGUUUUUCUCUUCGUCAACCCUGUGGCCGUAAACGACGGUUUCUGUUUAAUAUUUGCUGAUUUUAAUAUGAAGUGAGAUUCUGAACUUGUAUUUUCUGACAGAUGUUUGACACCAGGUUGUCUUGGAGACUCGAAGUCGGAGGAUGAGGAAGAAACACAUCAUGUCUGUUUAUACUUUAGUUCCAGUUGUGGUUUAUUUUGAUAUUGUCAGAGAAACGUGUAUAUUCCCCACAGUCUUUAAUAAAAACACUGUUAGAAGCUC